GGAACAGUGAUGAUGAUCUGUGUAUAUGAGAUGAGGGGCUGACAGAUGAUGAAGAGGAGGAUGAGCCGACCGACGGAGCACCAGCACUGUAAUUUCACAGCAUCUCGAUGCCUGUUUUGUAGAAAUAAUGAGAUAAAUGCUCAGAGAAACCCACUCGCCCGGUGGUGAGAGACGCAUCAGUCGGCGUCGACGUCGAUGAAGCCGAGCUGUGAUCUUGGAGGAGGACGUGAUGAUAAAAGCCGGAGUGCACACAUAAAGUGUCGCUUUUUCUCAGUGGACGCGAAGCCCUGCGUGGAAAGAAGGUGUCUGUCACCAAAAAACAGCUUUAAAUGUCUCACUUGAAGCGACAAAGCUCUGCAAUAUUAAACUCCAGAGAGGAACCAGCGACUGGAACAGAGAUUUAUCAAUUGACGGGGUUAAAAAAAAGUUAAAAUCGGAAUUAUUAUUAUUAUUAUUAUUAUUAUUAUUAUUAUUAUUAUUAUUAUUAUUAUUAUUAUUAUUAUUCACAUCCUCAUUCUUUUAUCGGAUUUGACAGCAGAUUAUAUUCAGAAAGCUAGGAUCGACUGGAUUAAUGCCGCGUUCCAUUUGUCCUCGGGAGUGGGGAUUUCCCAGUUCCCAGUAGGAUUUUUCAACUGGAACGCCCCUCGAAGUGGGAUUUCCCACUGGGAAAGUGGGAGAGUCUUCACCACCCCCGAGUUCACAUUCCAAGAUGGCUGCCCCGGUUGUAAACAGUAGAAGAGAGCUCUGUAAUAAUUCGUAGCACUUCAUUCUAGUUUUGGUCACACUAAAUCAGUCAUAUACAAGUAUUGUUCAGCAUAUAUAUGCUGCUAUAGUGUACUUCACAUUUUUCAUGUGGUAUAUGCGAACUACAAACUUGUUUUCCGACUUUGUAACUGGAACGCUGAUAACUUGGCUGUGACGUUAUUCCCAGGUCCGAGUUCCGACUUUCGAGGUAAAUGGAACGCAGCAAAAGCUUACCAGCUAUUUCACAAUAAUACUUUCGUCAUUUUGGUUAUUUUUCUCGUUUUAAAAGUGCGAGUUAAGAACCUUGAGUUUAAUUGUGCUAUAAACUCAGACUCGCUGUGCUGUGGUUUAGGGCUCGAUAAUCCCGCACAACUGAGGAGUUUAGUUCUAUUCAGCUACGUCAAACAUGCACGCACAGCCCCGCGUCUCACUGCUGUAAACCCGGCCGACAACCCCGAUGCACCGGCGGGGAUAACAGCAACACGCACGUCGGGGUGAAGACGGAGCUCGUUUCUCCGAGCGGCCGUGAAGGCGCCACCGCAGAGACGCACGGCGCUAGUCUGCAGCGGCGCCUGCACAGGAUCCUCCACUUCAGCGACUAAAUCCAUCAAAUAUGGGUGAGCAGCCCAUCUUCAGCACACGGGCCCACGUCUUCCAGAUCGAUCCAAACACCAAGAAGAACUGGGUUCCCACAAGCAAACACGCGGUCACCGUCUCCUACUUCUUUGACAGCACCAGGAAUGUGUACCGAAUCAUCAGUCUGGACGGAUCCAAGGCCAUUAUCAACAGCACCAUCACCCCCAACAUGACCUUCACCAAGACGUCGCAGAAGUUCGGCCAGUGGGCCGACAGCCGGGCCAACACGGUCUACGGCCUCGGCUUCUCGUCGGAGAACCAGCUGGUCAAGUUUGCAGAUAAAUUUGCUGAGUUCAAGGAAGCGGCGCGGUUAGCAAAGGAGAAGUCUCAGGAGAAGAUGGAGCUCACCAGCACGCCCUCGCAGGGUGGCGCUGUAAGAAGGAAUCUGUUGUCAGUCAACAAACCUGGUAAAAAGAAGGAGUCGGUACCAGGUGACCUACAGUCACCUCUGACCCCGGAGAGCAUCAACGGCACAGAUGACGAGGCAGUAACGCCGGACGCCAAUCAGCACACUGCAGCAAGAGCAGAGCUUUCCCAGAAUGCACUGACCUUCUCUCACAGUUCAACCAGCAUCAACAAGCACUGGGAGGCGGAGCUGGCAGCUCUGAAGGGGAACAAUGCCAAACUGACGGCGGCGCUGCUCGAGUCCACCGCCAACGUCAAACAGUGGAAGCAGCAGCUGGCGGCCUAUCAGGAGGAAGCGGAGAGGCUCCACAAACGGGUGACGGAGCUGGAGUGCGUGAGUGGCCAAACAACGGUGAUCAAAUCUCAGAAAACAGAACUCAAUAGGACAAUCGAGGAGCUGGAGUCGGCUCUGAAGGCCAAGGAGGAGGAGCUGGCGAAAGUUAAAGCUGAGGUGGAGAGUGCCAAUGAAUUUAAGUUUCAAAAAGAGUCCCUCACACAGAAGCUUAAGGUUACAGAGUCGAGGAACCAGAUGCUGGAGGCGCAGCUCGGCGACCUGGAGCAGCGUCUGGAGAGCAGCCAGCUGGAGCAGGAAGCCUAUCGUAAGAGCCUGCGCUCCCUGCUGGAGCUGCUGGACAGCAAGAUCUUCGAGCUGACGGAGCUUCGUGACACGCUGGCCAAGCUGAUCGAGAGUAGUUAGGCGGACGAAGGCACCUCCUCCUCCUCCUCCCCCUCUCGUUGUUGUUCUUCUUCUUCCAUCAGCUCCUCUGGCGCAGCGGCCGCCACUCACAGAGCUGCCCUGAAGACGAUGCAUCGUCCUGCACGUUGGGACUCACAUCGUCAUGACACGACUUGAAAUCUUUCUUUGUAGAGUUUACACGAGUCUUCACGCGUUUAUGGUACACUAACUUUGCCACAUCAGCUCGCUCGAAUCGUUUACAAACAGCCAAGUGAAGCCUUCCCUCCGCUCCGCUCUGGAAACGUUCAAUUUUUUUAUUCCUUUCACUAUAACUGUAAAUUAAAGUCACCUUUCUUGACCAUUGGUGCAGCGCUGCCGUCGCCAGGAGUCGACGGUGGCUCUGCUCUCACCUUCGUUUUUUUUCUCCUUCACGUCGUUCUUUCAAACCGGCGUCAUCAGCCGGAUAAACUUCACUCGGAGGCGGAUCUGUAUUUUUUAUUUUUCCCCCGACUGUUUUGUGAUGAAAAUUGAGGGGCUGCCACACGAGGACGUACGUCAACGAUAUUCUUACAGUAUUUGAGCAAUACGAUAAAGAAGCUUCAGAGGGUUUAGAAACACUUUCCACUCUCACUUUCAGGUAAUCGCACUCCUCCCCUCGGAUACUUCUCACCAAAGGCGAGGCGGGAUUGUAUUCAGCAGUUUUGAUUUCUACGCGUUUGUUUAUUUUAAAAUAAUGACUUCAUAGUGCACUUGUGUGGGAGAGAGUGAAUGAAUCGGAUGUUUUCUUUCCUUUUGUUUCUGUUGCAAAUUGAAGUGCAAUGAUUGAA
Cololabis saira (Pacific saury) is the source of this 3288-nucleotide messenger RNA. RefSeq names its product homer protein homolog 1 (gene homer1). The record is from RefSeq and is a predicted model, not a curated record. Lineage: Eukaryota; Metazoa; Chordata; Actinopteri; Beloniformes; Belonidae. Gene Ontology annotation, biological process: regulation of store-operated calcium entry; G protein-coupled glutamate receptor signaling pathway. The transcript has 10 exons. Gene Ontology annotation, cellular component: plasma membrane; cytoplasm; dendrite. The coding region runs from base 1358 to 2482 and encodes 374 amino acids. Gene Ontology annotation, molecular function: G protein-coupled glutamate receptor binding.